Messenger RNA from Esox lucius (northern pike), 2727 nucleotides. RefSeq names its product NLR family CARD domain-containing protein 3-like. The record is from RefSeq and is a predicted model, not a curated record. NCBI's taxonomy places the organism in Eukaryota, Metazoa, Chordata, Actinopteri, Esociformes, Esocidae. Gene Ontology annotation, molecular function: protein binding. The transcript has 8 exons.
AUGAAGAGUGACUGGUCUAUGGGAGAACCUAUACAGUUCAAAGAGGGAGAGUUUUCUACUGAACAAAGAGACCAACAGGAGAGAUCAGAGUCUGAGAUUCUCAGUGGUCAAUCUGUCCAGAGUCAUCAAACAGACCUGUCCUCUAUAUUCAGUUUACUUGAACAGAAUAUCAUGAUAUUUGUGAAGAAAGAGCUGAAGAGGUUUAAGACAAUGCUGAGUUCAGAUCUCCCAGAAGGAUUUAAGAGUCAGAGGGAGGAUGAGGAAGGUGUGGACCCUGAAGAUGAGAAGCAGGAAAGCAGUGCCAAAGAGGGGGCUCUGAAGAUCACACUGCAUGUCCUGAGGAACAUGAACCAGAAGGAUCUUGCUGACACACUGGAGAAAAAUGAGCUUGCUGUGAUUUGCCAACAUGAUCUCAAAUCCAACCUGAAGAAGAAGUGUCAGUGCUUAUUUGAGGGUAUCGCUAAACAAGGGAACCCAACACUUCUCAAUAAGAUCUACACAGAGCUCUACAUCACAGAGGGUGGAAGUGGAGGAGUCAAUAAUGAACAUGAGGUGAGACAGAUUGAGACAACAACCAGGAAACAAACAAGACCGGAGACAGCAAUCAAAUGUAAUGACAUCUUCAAACCCACACCUGGACAUGACAAAACUAUCACAACUGUGCUGACAAAGGGUGUUGCUGGAAUUGGAAAAACUGUCUCUGUGCAGAAGUUCAUUCUGGACUGGGCUGAAGGAAAAGCCAAUCAGGAAGUCCAAUUUGUAUUUCCCCUCCCUUUUAGGGAGUUGAAUUUAAUGAAAGGGGAUAAUCUCAGUUUGAUUCAACUCAUCAAUCAUUUCUCAGUUGAAACCAAUAAAGCAAGAAUCUCUAACUACAACAAAUAUAAAGUUGUGAUCAUCUUUGAUGGUCUGGAUGAGUGCCGACUGCCCCUUGACUUCCAGAACAACAAGAGCUGUUGUGAUGUCACAGAGUCAACCUCAGUGGAUGUGCUGCUGACAAACCUCAUCAAGGGAAAUCUGCUUCCCUCUGCUCUCCUCUGGAUAACUACCAGACCUGCAGCAGCCAAUCAGAUCCCUCCAGGGUGUGUUGACCUGGUGACAGAGGUGAGAGGGUUCAAUGACCCACAGAAAGAAGAGUACUUCAGGAAGAGAUUCAGUGAUGAGGACCUGGCCAGCAGAAUCAUCUCACACAUAAAUACAUCAAGGAGCCUCCACAUCAUGUGUCACAUACCUGUCUUCUGUUGGAUCGUUGCUACAAUCCUUGAGUACAUGUUGACUACAGAUGAUAAAGUAGAGCUGCCCAAGACCCUAACAGACAUGUACUCACACUUCCUUGUGUUUCAGUCCACACACAGGAAUGUAAAGUAUGAUGGGAAAAAAGAGACAGAUCCACACUGGAAUAAAGAGAGCAUUCUGGCACUGGGAAAACUGGCUUUUCAACAGCUACAGAAAGGCAAUCUGAUUUUCUAUGAAGAAGACCUGGAAGAGUGUGGCAUUGAUGUCAAUGAAGCAUCAGUGUACUCAGGAGUCUGUACACAGAUCUUUAAAGAGGAAUGUGGGCUGAACCAGGACAAUGUGUUCUGCUUUGUCCAUCUGAGUAUUCAGGAGUUUCUAGCUGCUGUCUAUGUGUUUCUCUCAUUCAAAAACAACAAUAAGAAUCUAAUGAAUGAACAACAAUCAACUGAUGGAAACGUUUCAGUGCAGUUGAAAAAUGAGCCUGAAGUCACAUUUUUCAAGACUGCUGUGGAUGAAGCCUUCCAGAGUAAGACUGGACACCUGGACCUUUUCCUCCGCUUCCUUCUGGGUCUCUCGCUGGAGUCAAAUCAGAAGCAUUUACGAGGUCUACUGACAAUGACCAGAAGCAGCUCACAGAGCCAUGGAGAAACCAUCAAGUACAUCAAGGAAAAGAUCAGGGAGAAUCCCUCUUCAGAGAGGUGCAUCAGUCUGUUCCACUGUCUGAAUGAAUUGAAUGACCAUUCUCUAGUGGAGGAGAUCCAAAGAUACCUGAGUUCAGGAAGUCUCUCCAGAGAAGAACUGUCACCUGCACAGUGGUCAGCUCUGGUCUUUGUGUUACUGACUUCUGAAGAGGAGAUUGAUGUGUUUGACCUGAAGAAAUAAGGACUGAAGAAAUAUGUCUGUGAUCUCACACUGGACCUAAACACAGUAAACAGAAACCUCUCUCUGUCUGAGGAGAACAGAAAGGUGACAAGGAGGAGAGAGGAGCAGCCGUAUCCUGAUCACCCAGAGAGAUUUAAGAACAGGUCACAGGUGUUGUGUAGAGAGGGUCUGUCUGGACGCUGUUACUGGGAGGUAGAGUGGAGUGGGAGAGGGGCUGAGAUAGGAGUGACAUAUAAAGGAAUCAACAGGAGAGGACGGGAUGACUGUGGUCUUGGAUACAAUGAGAAGUCCUGGAUUCUGUACUGUUAUGAUGAAGGUUACUCUGUCAGGCACAAUAAUAAGACAACUGUCCUACCUGUCACCUCCUCAGACUCCCACAGAGUAGGAGUGUAUCUGGACUGGCCAGCCGGCACUCUGUCCUUCUACAGGGUCUCCUCUGACACACUGACCCACCUGUACACGUUCAACACCACAUUCACUGAGCCCCUCUAUCCAGGGUUUAGGGUUCAUUAUAUUAACUCCUCAGUGUCUCUGUGCCCUGCUCCCCAACACCAGCCCCACAACCCCACCAACUGGCUUGUGAAGGACCCCCUUACUCACACCCUCCACUAA